Molecule: messenger RNA, 923 nt
Organism: Synchiropus splendidus (mandarinfish)
Lineage: Eukaryota; Metazoa; Chordata; Actinopteri; Syngnathiformes; Callionymidae
Gene: rpain
Product: RPA interacting protein
Exons: 6
Coding region: 109-846 (245 amino acids)
Biological process (GO): protein import into nucleus
Cellular component (GO): nucleus; PML body
Source: RefSeq, a predicted model, not a curated record
GUCAUCAUAAGCUAAAAGGCCGCCCUGUCGGUCAGAAACUUCAACUUGGACUUGCGUGUCAUCAGCGGCUGAAUGUGUUUGAUUCCUGAUUCGGAUUCGACUUAAUCGAUGGACGCCUUGCAAAGACACCGUUCGCUCUACAAGGGCACGACGCCGCCGUGGAAAGAAACGUACCGAAAGCGAUGUGUCGACCGGCUCAAGGGCAGCAGGUCCAGGUUGCUGGCCAAAUACCGGCAGAUGGGAGACAGUCCGCAGCGAAGCGGCUCCGGAGCCUCCAUCAUCGUCCAGGAGGUGAUGGAGGAAGAGUGGUCCGCGCUGCAGGCGGAGGACCUGACGCUGCCGUCGCUGUGGGGACCGGAGGGAAUGGUGGAGACGUUGAACUUCACUGGAGAAAACGAUGACUUGAGGGUGUUUGAGGAAAUCCAGCAGGAGCUCAUGUCCCAUGAAAUGUCAAUCAUUGACGAAUAUGAGAAGAAUCUGCAGCUGGAGCAGCAGUACAUUUCAUCGGUUGUGGAUGGAAUGGACAAAACACCGGUCAUUUGCCCAGCGUGUCAUGUAAACCAUCUGACAGUUAACAGCCACUUUAUCUCCUGCACUUGUGGACUUUACAUCAACACAAAGAAUCGAAACAUCACUGCUGAGGUGCUGUGCCAGCUUCUGGAGUCUCGAGUGUCUGAGCACAUGGAGGAAUGCCUCCACAACCCGGACUUCUCUGUGGCCUCCAACACCGACAGCACCAGCUCGCUGCUCAUAAGCUGCAGGGUAACUUUUAACAUGGCCCUACUGAAAAUAGAAAACAUUAAACUGCAUGUAAACAGGCCCAGAUUUUUUUCCCCAUCAUUGUAAUUUGAUAAUGUCUUGUUUGUGGGAAUAUAGAUGACUCUUAUUUGCAUCUUUACACUCAUCUGGAGAAAAGAAUCCUU